This is a messenger RNA of Laetiporus sulphureus 93-53, 1437 nucleotides long. RefSeq lists its product as uncharacterized. The record is from RefSeq and is a predicted model, not a curated record. The transcript has a single exon. Lineage: Eukaryota; Fungi; Basidiomycota; Agaricomycetes; Polyporales; Laetiporaceae. The coding region runs from base 104 to 1213 and encodes 369 amino acids.
GCCGCCGAGAUAAGCUGACUUUCCCGGAUUUUCUCAGUAUCCUCUGACUCACUGUCCGUUAUCAGUCGCUUUGCCAAGUACCUGCUUGUCUCUAGCUCGCGCCAUGCUAUCCUAUUCAUCCUCUAUUCUUGCUAUUCUUGAUGCUCUCCGCACAUCCCCCUUCUCCACGGCUUCCCUUCACGCCGCCGAAAGCUCGACCUCUGAGCUUAGUCUAACCCUCGACGAUGUCAUAAACUAUCCUGAUGACGACCAGUGCAUCAACCAGAAUUCGGAUUAUGUCUCUGCUCCAAUAACACCACCGCGUCCUCGCUCAAACGCCAUGUCGCUGGACUUUAUCCUCCGUUCGUCAGCGUCGCCUCCUCGCAGUGAUGCCUAUGCCAACCGAGCACACGGGGUGCGGCUUUCUCUACCAUCUACCGGCAACGAGGACACCACCAAUAUCCCCGCUCCAUCUUCGAGGCAUUUUACGCUCAGUGCGAUGUCUUCGAUGUCCAAUAUCGCUGAGCAGAAACCCCUUGAGAUGGUGGAUAGUGUUUAUGGCUGGGUGCCGCCGAAUGGGCAUGCAUACAUCGUGCUCGACGCUCAUGAUUCGACUAUAAAUACUCUGUGUGCGCUGUCUCCUCGUUUCCGUGUUCCGUUCGCAAUGCGUCCUACAGUCACAUCCGGUCCCUCUCCCCUCCCAACCGGUGUCAGCUCAUCUGUCCUUGCGCAUUUUACUGCUGCAGUCACUCCUCGGCGCGCUAGACCGAGAAACGAGGCUGUCGCCGCGUUGCACGAACCGCCCAUCAAGCAAGAGCCUCUUUCAUCAGUGGCUGCGGCGUUGCCUCCACACUUCGACGGUCAGCCAUCAACAUUAUCAAUAGCCUCAUCGCAACCGUCGCCCUCGAUGUCUGCGCGGCUCGUAGCAACCCAGCACACCGCUCGUGUCAAGCUUCCGGCCACCGUUGCGCCUUCGACCUCUGCGCUGCCAGUGUCCGUGCCAGUGCACGUUUCUUCUCCAGCAGGUCCUACGACGCCGACACCGCAGUCAAGGCGCAGACCACCCCCUCCUCGUGGUGGUGUCGCGCCUGCACUCGCGCGGAGCAUCACGCACAUUCGCAUGGCACGCGAGCGGGCGAUGCACCUGCGGACACAGGCGGAUAUAGGUGCAGCAGACGGGGAAAGACCCCGGGCGCCAAGCGUGUUGGGGCGGUGGCAGGCUGGGCAGAGGUAAGGCGGCGUGCUGCAGGAGGAAAGGGGUUGUGCUUGUGCUUUCGUUUGUUGGCUGCGUUCUGCUCGCUCAGCGAUGGCUUUCUUUGGCAACGCCCCCCUUUUUAUCUCCCGAUAUAAUCGGAGAAAUCACUGUUCCGGCCUCUACACAGUAAGGACACGUACCGCCCAGCGGCAAUGCUGCGGUAAGCGUCCAUCACAUAAUCACUGCUCAGUAUGAUACAUGAC